ACACAGAAUCCGGCCCCAAAUGAAACAAGCAGCAGAGUCUGUAUCGGUGCGGGCCACACAUCACCUGGCGCGCCACGGUUGAUUCCGCCCAGCUACCAGUCUAAGGACGCGUAACAAGUAUGCUUUGAUACAUAGGCUAAACACCAGGCAGCGGUUUGUGGGCGUGAGGCGCUCGCGCUUGAAUUGACAAGGGCGCAAUGGAGGACGCGGAAGAUGAACGCGCCAACGCGCUCGUAGCGGCAGUCUCAAAGCUGUAUCCUCGUUUGGAGCUGGAAUGCGAAACGAAGGAGGGAAAAUGGCAGCGGGCGGCCGUUCUUGGCGGCCAUGAGGACUCGACUGAGUCCAUCAAUGUGCAGCUGGAGGAUGGACAGGUCAAGCUGCUGGGCGAGUGGGUCAUGGAGGAGUGCAUGGGGGAGGCAGAGCCGCCAGAGGACGAGGGGCCGGAUGAGCGGGACGUGCGCUUGCGGCGGGAGCGCAAGGUGGUCAUGAAGAAGACGCGCGUGGUGCGGUACGGCGGAGAGCGAGUGGAGCCGCCGAAAGCGCUGGGGGAAUGGCUGCGCGAGCUGCACGAGCAGUGGAACGUAACACAGCUGAAGGAGGGCACCAAGGUCAUGGUGUACUGGUAUGACCAGGGUCCUGACGAGCGGGCGGAGCAGGCGGAGAAGGACCGCAAAGCGAUGGCGCGGGGCCAGCGGCCCGGCCGCGGGCACACCUGGUGGCCGGUGUCCUACUCAUCCGAUCCCCGCUACAAGGAGUAUGGCAUCUGGUACAUGGCGCGCGUGAAGUGCUACAAUACCGCCAAGCGCACGCUCACGGUGUGCUAUGAUGCGGACGACCAAGAGCCGGAGCUGCUGCUGCCGCUCAACUUCGUGCACUUCGGCAGCAAGCCCCCCGAGGUGGGUAGCUACGCGCAAGCGCUGCCGCCGCCCUGGCAGCCACCCGGUGCCGCGGCACCCGCCCCGGGCGCUGCGGCGGGGCGUUCCGCAGCCGCAGUGGGAGCAGGCGCAGCGGGGACGAAGCAGGCGGCAGUCGCCGGCAGCGCGAGCGCUGUGAAGGCCGAUGCCAAGGCCGCGGCGGCUGCAGGGCCGGCGGCCACGGCCGCCGCCGGCGGGGGCUCCGCGCCACCCAAGGCCAAGGCGGCCCCGGUGGCGAAGCGGCCGGCGGUUGACCUGCUGGACGACUUUGAGGAGAAGCUGGAGAACCUGCCCAUUGCAAAGCGGUUCAAGCCUGCCCAGCCCGUGGCCAAGCCUGUUGCAGCAGCGGCCGGCGGUCCGGCAGGUGGCAGCGGCGGCGGCGCGGGCGCCAGUGCCAAAGCGCCGCAGGCUGUGGCUGCGGUGAAGGAACCCAUGGCUGCAGCAACGGAGGAGGCGAAGGACCACGGAGCGGCUAAGGUGAAGCCCCUGCAUCCCAUCCAGCAGCCGCAACAACUGCUGAAGGCGCCCAAGCCCAGCGCUGCGGCGGCCCCACCCCCGCGGAGUGAUACCCAGGCUGCUCCUGCAAUCCGUGACGAGCAACAAGGGCCACGCCAGCCGUCUUUGCAGCGCCAGCCCUCCGCAAAGGCCAACAACAACGCCGGAGCCGGCUCCGUAUUGCCGCUCAUCCGCACCGGCAGUGGUACAGCUGCCGGUACAGCACCGGCGGCUGCAGCGCCUGCCGCAUCCAAGCCGCAGAAAGCCGGCAACACGUCCUCAGCUAAGCCGCCCUUGCAGUCCGGGGCAGCAACAGGGGCUGGGACCGGCAGCCGGACGGACGCGGCCCCAGCAGCUGGCAUUGCGGCGAAGUCGGGCGCGGAUCUGGAAGCAGGGCCACUCAAGAAGAAGCCGAGGCCCUCCGGUGCGGACGGGUCUGGUCCCAGCCAGGCAGCAGCAGCGGCAGCAGGCAUUGACGACGCACGCAGGGGCGUGGCGGCGCCUCAAGCCAAGGCGGCUGUUGGCAGCAGCGCCAAGGCGGCGCAGCCGGCGGAGCAGGCCGCAAGGCCCAGGGCAUCGUUGCCACUGCCGGGAGCUGUGCCCGCCGAGAAGCGCGAGGGUGCAGCUGCUGGUGCUGCCGGCGAGGCCCAGAAGGCGAACAAACCUGCUGAGGCUGCACAGCCGCCAAAGGCGCCACGCGCGAGCGAUCCAGGGCCUUCACGGUCCACCAAGGAAAAGGCAAAGAAGGACGCAGCACCUUCAGGCGCACAAAAAGAGCGGUCGGCGGAUGCGCCCGCCCGCCCUUUGGCGACAACGGCGCCAAGGCCACUGCCGGGCGCGGCAAAGGGCGCAGCUGGCCGCGAGCCGUCUGCUGCAGCUGCAGCCGCGCCGGCAGUACCGUCGCCCGCCCCGGCACCGGCAUUAGCAGCGGCAACGACUGCGGUUGGUCCGUUGGCCGUGGUCGCCGCUGCCCCACACCUUGAUUUGGCGCUGCCAUCGAACGGCCCCACCAACCGUGUGGCUUGGCCGGGCACGGGCCAGACGUCGCCGGAGCAGAUUGCGAUGUGGAUGUCGCGGCCGGCGGCCUUUCCGCUGCGCGUCCCGCGCUGCCAUCACCACGUGAUGGCGCUGGAGGCCAAGGCCGCAUCGUUGGCGUCGCAGGCCGCUGCUGGCGGCGGCGCCGCCGCAGGCGCUGCAGGCGCCGCAGGGCCUUCCGGUGUAGCAGCGGCGCCGACGCCCGGCCCGGCGGCCACUGCAGCGACGGCCACAGAAUGGCGCACGGGCGCGAGCGCGGCGGGGGCGGCGCCGGCGGGGACAGGGCCGGCGGCUGAGGAGGUGGCGAGCGUGGGCAGCACGAUUGCGGACAGCGACGAGGGCGAGGAUGAUGCACAGGGUGGCGUGGCACUGCCGCCGCCGCCGCCAGCUACGGGCGGCAGAAGUGCGGUUAACAAAGCGGCACCAGAUGUGGCAGCAGCCACCGCAGCUGGGCCCUCCGCGCCGCCCCGCGUAAAGCCCGUUGGCAACAUGCCAAGCGGCCAGCGGGUGUCAAUGCCGGCCGCCGGGGCCAAGCCAGCCGUCAAAGCCGGAGCCGCGCGAAGCGCACCGGGCGCACCUGCUGCAGGCGGCGGCGGUGGCGGCGGCGGCCGCUCCAAGGGCCUGGAGGCGACGCUGUCGGCGCUCCACGAAAACACGAACGAGCUGGACAACGUGGUGGAGGCCAUGAUGCUGCAGCCCUCACCUGCUACAGCCGGCGACGGGGCUGUAGCUGCGGCCGCUGCCGCCGCUGCCGCCGCUGCUGCUCCUGCUACUGCCAGCGGUGCUGGCGCGUCGUUGGCGCCAGGCGCGGCUGGGCUGCAGGGCGAGGCUGCCUACCUGUUUGAGGACGACGCUCCCGAGUUUGCGGCGGGGCUUGACAAGGGCGCGUACCGGGUGGUGAUGCCCUCGCGCAAGCAUGCGGCACAGAUGCAGGCGGCAGGCCAGCGCUGGGCGGCGGCGCAUGCCGGAGGCCGCGCGGGCGGCUCUGGUGCUGGUGCUGGCAGCGCUGGGCGUUGAGCCGUCGAUGGUUGGUAGCGCGCGUGCGGCAUUAGAAGUGGGUUCACGAGGGCGGCGGGUGCAGGCACUGUACUGGUGUACGGUAUACGCUGUGGCACGAGCCCCAGAUACUGGCUUACGGCUCGGUUGUGCCUCGACGAGAAAGGUGGCCCUCCCUUGCAAGGGGAAAAGUGGGCUGCACCCCCACACGCGGACACUGUGUUGGGGUGUCGCACAAAUGUCGUUGUAUCCGGUGUGUUCUUACUCGUAGCUGGUACGCUACAGUUCCCAAUAGUGCAGUGCAGUGGUGGUAGAGGGUGUUGCCAUCCGUGUGCGAUGGGACCGUGUUUAGGAAGGUUUGUGAAGUGGCGGACCGCACACGCGUGCCACUUCUUUGUUUCCUGCUGCAAACUUGAUUCACGGGUGUUGGCUGUGCGUCUCUGGGCAUUGUGCAUCAGCCUCGCCUACACCCGCGCUGCAUGCUGUUGUGGCUAAUCUUGAUAAGGUCUGAACACAAUUUAGUCAAGAUUCCGGAAGGCAGGCUCAUUCGGGCGCCUCGCUAGCUCUGAAGCCCGGGCGCAUCUGUUCUAGGCUCAAGCUCAACACAUUGUUCGCGUGUGGGGACGCCGCGUUGGCCAGAGCCACGGAUGGCCCUUAUACACCAUGGGGGCAUGUCGCACCCGUGGAGGGCACUGUAAGGUCUGGGACUGGUGCUUCCCUUCCAAGCUGGGUCCACACAUCAAACUGACUGAGGCGGAAACCACGGGCGAAACCCUGCUGAAACAAACGAAUGCCCCGGCCUAGUCAGGGCGCAUGGGCCUCUCGUGGCAUUACGAACA
Chlamydomonas reinhardtii is the source of this 4279-nucleotide messenger RNA. RefSeq lists its product as uncharacterized. The transcript has 8 exons. The record is from RefSeq and is a predicted model, not a curated record. NCBI's taxonomy places the organism in Eukaryota, Viridiplantae, Chlorophyta, Chlorophyceae, Chlamydomonadales, Chlamydomonadaceae. The coding region runs from base 198 to 3461 and encodes 1087 amino acids.